AUGACGGCCAGCAAGACUUGGGCCAUUGUUGGUUCAUCGCGAGGAUUAGGACAGGAGUCCGUGAAGCAGCUUUUGGCUCGCCGUGACAAGGUGACCGCCACCGUCAGACAGGCCAGUCUUGAGCAGGCGGCGGCGUCAUGGCAGCACGACAGCCAAUGCUCAAUCCACGAGUGCGAUAUUCUGAGCGAGCAGAGUAUCGAUGCAUUCGCUAAGCAGUUGCAGCAACAGUCAGUCCAGCGUAUAGACUAUCUGGUCCUGAAUGCUGGAGUUCUGAAGUAUCCAAACCGAGCGACCGAGCUAUCGUACCAUGAGUUUGCACUGCAUAUGCAGACCAAUUGCAUCGGCCCUAUCUUGUGCGCCCAGCGAGUGUUGAAGGCACCCGUGAGUGUCGGGACAAUAGUCUUCAUCUCGAGUGACUCAGGAUCGGCCCAAGCGUUCAGGCCAGAAGAGGAUGGGUUUGCUGCUUAUGCAGCAUCAAAGGCAGCUUUGAAUCAGAUGCUUCGUCACCUGGCGGCUGAGCUGAAGCGUGCUGGUAGCCCAACGGUGGUCAUUGCACUGCAUCCUGGCGAGGUCAAGACUGAUAUGGCCAACGUUGAUCUUGGAUGGGAGGUGACGGGACAAAUGACCCCAGCUGAGAGUGUCGAAGCAUGUAUCUCUGUCAUUGAAGGCAAGAGCCUUAACGACCACGGCAUCUUCUGGACUUGGUAA
This is a messenger RNA of Fulvia fulva, 708 nucleotides long. RefSeq lists its product as uncharacterized. Gene Ontology annotation, molecular function: oxidoreductase activity, acting on the CH-OH group of donors, NAD or NADP as acceptor. The transcript is spliced from 2 exons. The record is from RefSeq and is a predicted model, not a curated record. Lineage: Eukaryota; Fungi; Ascomycota; Dothideomycetes; Mycosphaerellales; Mycosphaerellaceae. The coding region runs from base 1 to 708 and encodes 235 amino acids.